AUGGCGACUCUUCAGGCCAUCAAGUAUUCGCGGGGCAAGCUGCAGGUGCUAGACCAGCUCAGGCUUCCCCACGAGCACCACUACGACGAGAUAACAACUAGCGAAGAGGCGUUUGACUGCAUCAGGUCUAUGAGGGUGAGAGGGGCACCCGCGAUUGCUAUCGUCGCCGCCCUGGCCCAUGCCGCGGAGUUGCACAAUGGGAGCUGCACCACAAACACGCCAGAAGAGACCAUCGCGCACAUCGACUCGCGGCUAGACUACCUCAAGCAGAGCCGGCCAACCGCCGUGGACCUCUCCAACGCCAUUUCACUUCUCAAAGUGGCCGUCAGAGCCGCCGAGAUCGACGGGUUAGAGCACCCCGAAGCCAAAGAGGCGAUCCUGAACGCGUACAUCGAGACCGCCGAGGAUAUCCUUGCGAGAGACCUCGAGAACAACACGGCCAUCGGCGCGUUUGGCGCUGGCUGGUUGCAGCAGCAGCACAAUUCCUCGCCAGACCGCAAGAUCUCGGUCCUUACCCACUGCAAUACGGGGUCGCUGGCCACAUCGGGCCACGGGACGGCGCUAGGCGUCAUACGCACGCUGCAUUCCCGGGGGCUGCUCCAGCACGCCUACUGUACCGAGACGCGGCCGUACAACCAGGGCAGCCGGCUAACGUCGUUUGAGCUCGUGUUCGAGGGGAUCCCGGCGACUCUGAUCACGGACAGCAUGGCGGGAUCGCUGUUUGCGGUGCAGGGCGCGGCCAUGAACAUUGGGGCCGUCAUCGUGGGCGCGGACCGCGUCGUGCGCAACGGCGACACGGCCAACAAGAUCGGCACGUACUCGCUGGCGGUUCUGGCUCGGCACCACGGCAUCAAGUUCGUGGUUGCGGCUCCCACGACGAGCAUCGAUCUGGUGACAGAGACGGGUGCGGGCAUAGAGAUUGAGGAGCGCAAGCGCGAGGAGCUGACGCAGAUCAGCGGCCCCGUCGUCAACGCUGACGGCAGCGUUGAUACUAGCCGCACCGCGCGGGUUGCUAUUGCUGAUCAGACCAUCAACGUAUGGAACCCGGCGUUUGACGUGACGCCAAACGCGCUGAUCGAUGCGAUUGUGACGGAGAAGGGGACCGUCGUGAAGGGGGCCGACGGCAAGUUCGACUUCAGCGGCGUGAUGCCCGAGCGAUGGGCUGCUCUUGUUGGAAAGGCAUGA
Molecule: messenger RNA, 1185 nt
Organism: Lasiosphaeria miniovina
Lineage: Eukaryota; Fungi; Ascomycota; Sordariomycetes; Sordariales; Lasiosphaeriaceae
Exons: 2
Coding region: 1-1185 (394 amino acids)
Molecular function (GO): S-methyl-5-thioribose-1-phosphate isomerase activity
Source: RefSeq, a predicted model, not a curated record